GCUUGUUGUAAGGUAAUGAUUGCGUGUGUGUUGCAGGUGUGCGCAAAAGUGUUCGGGAACGCGUCGGCACUAGCCAAGCACAAGCUGACGCACAGCGACGAGCGGAAGUAUGUGUGCAGCAUGUGCGGAAAGGCCUUCAAGCGCCAGGAUCAUCUAAAUGGGCACAUGCUAACGCACCGCAACAAGAAGCCGUACGAGUGCAAAGCGGAAGGUUGCGGCAAGUCGUACUGCGACGCCCGCUCGCUGCGACGCCACACCGAGAAUCACCACUCGACCGCCGCCUCCACCACCUCUCCCGCCUCCCCGGUGCCGGGGUCGUCCUGCAUCCAGUACGCGCCGCCUCCCACCACCACUGCCGCCUCCAGCACGGCGACCUCCACCACCACCACCUCCGCCUCCAAGCCAGCCGCCCCCACCAGUCAGCUGCAGCGGCUGCUCGCCUCCGAGCCCAGCAAUUCGCCGUCCAGUAGUUCGGGCUCGUCCAAGGGUUCAUCGAGCGAAGGUCUGACGAAGCAACAGCUGGACCUGUUCCACCAGAUCAUGCAGCAGACGCAGCUGCAGCAGCACAAGUCAUCAUCGUCUGUGGUGAGCACCAGCACCACCGUCAGCACCACCACUGCCACCAGCACCACCUCCACCACCACCACUGCAUCCAGCAAGGUUGCAUCCGUCACCACGCCGCUCACCAUCAACACCAGCAAGACAAAAACGUGGACGGUUCAGGUCACCAAGGCAACAACCUAUGGCAGUCUGAGCAAGCCGACUACUGUGACGAAUGUGUCGACGGUUGUAGCAGCUUCCUCAGGGGCGGUGGGGAGCAGUGCCGCCUCCACUCAGCUGGUGGUGACCACCGCCCCCGCGCAGAAGCCCGUCGAAUGCAACCUCUGCCAUCGCAAGUUCAAGAACAUACCGGCGCUCAAUGGACAUAUGCGGCUACAUGGCGGAUACUUCAAAAAGGAUUCGGAUAGUAAGAAAUGCGAGAAGAAAGAGACGACGGGCCCCCCACUGCAGACAGCCAGCAUGAGCGUGAGAGCUCUCAUCGAGGAGAAGAUCAUUCAGAAGCGCAUCACCAACCCCAGCCUUGCUGCGCACACGCAGACCAACCUCACCUAUUCAACGGCUGAAACGAGUAGCAGAACCGUGCCGCAGUCGCAGUACCCCGGCACGCCACCUUCCGACGAGCUCAACAUCAAGAUCUCGUCGUUCGUGGUGCCGGCGACGCCCACAACGGUAGCCGCAAACGUAAGCGGCUGCGGCGACAGAACGGGGCUGCGGCGGCAUUCUGACUCGGAGCACUUUGUGCCGCCGCGGACGCCGACGCUAGCCGACGCUGACGGUUGCAAGAAGCAGUCGCUGACCGUAGCGGUUGCGACCAGUGUGUCAGCCGGAACCAAAAUGGCCGUCAACUCGCUCAUCAAACGCGCCAGCUCCGAUCCGGGUGUGCUGCCUGAGAGGUACCAUCAACAACUACAAACAAAUUGUAUUUUGCUUCCAAGUUAUAGAAAUAUGGAACUCAUACCCGCUCAUAGAAAGCCCAUGCGGGCAGCAGCUCUGCAAGACAUCGCCUCGCUAGAGGAGUAUCAGAACUCGCCAAACAGCCAGCACUUCCAACACCACCAGGACCUGCAGUCGGUGCUCAACUCACCCCUUCCGGUCGGGCUGGCCGACUUCGCCUACUCGCACAACCAGGGCGGGGGUGGCGGGUCGCACAAGGACAAUGGCUUCAACUCUUCCGACACCAAGGACUUUGUCGGCUAUCCUCAAUCUCCUUUGCCGUCGCCUUCCUUCACAUACCCGACACCUCCCGCCAGCCAGGAAGGACAAUCUCCCUCCUUCGGACCGUUACAAUCGGUGAUCUCCCAGGGCCCGGUAUCCUCGCCUUUGUCAGCCGCCUUCUACACCUCCGCGAUGUCUAGUUCGGCCGCGGUCGAGGCCGCACUAAACGAAGUUCUCCCUCUGGACUCCUCACAGAACGUCUACCCUUCACCCCCACCCCAGUCACCUCUCUCCGCCACCCCUGUCCCGUCACCGCUUUCUCUCCCCGCCUCCUCGUCGUCGCCUCUCCCCCACGCACUGCAGUCACAGAUGAUGCCCGGAUCUGACGACCCUCUCCUCAGCAGCAGUCCCAAGGAUUUCGCAUCCAAAAAGCGAUUUGAUUUUCAAACAUUUAAGGUACUGAACAACGGUACAGUGGACCUGGGCUCGGCCGGCUCACAAAGCCUGACCGGAAUCGUGCUGGACCGCAACGGUGAGCUGAAACUGGUGACCUCCUAUCAGCCAAUCAAGACGUCGGCGGUGGUGAACGGCACAACGGCCGUGUUCGUGAACACGCGGCCCAAGGCUGAGUUGGUCGGCUGCGGCGACGGCGGAGGUCGUCUGCUGAAGACUGGCAAGGUGGUCACCGGUCGGCUGCUCACCACCAGCCAACAGCUCAGGGCGGCCAACAUCGGCACAACACAUCACACCAACAUCGGCACAACUCAUCACACCAACAUCGGCACAACUCAUCACACCAACAUCGGCACAACUCAUCACACCAACAUCGGCACAACACAUCACACCAACAUCGGCACAACUCAUCCCACCACCAUCAAGCUGCUCGACCACAUCAAGGAGGAGAUCGACGAUGAUGUAUUCCUCAGUCCCACCACAAUCGCGGCCAGCCCGGUGCGAUACCCUCGGAAGCGGCCACGACUGGAUGGGCAUAGCUUGUGCUACCCGUCAAGACUGCGAUCCACCCGCCACUCGACGGCUGCACUGCCGUACACGCCUCCGCCCCUCCUGCCACCCACCCGCAACGGACAGGGGCUCUAUUGGCAGUCAAUCACUACCUGGCCCAGUUCCACCACCUUCAAAGGAGAAUUGUCGAGUGGUGAGGACAUGGCGCCGGAGAGUGACGCCCUGCCGCACAUCAACAUUGGGCCGCAACACCAGGCGGCCAUCCCGCCAUGCAACGGCAACCAGGUCACAGACGAACGGGACCCAUUGCACGAACAUCUCCUCUGGGAUCCCGGCAUCAGCAAACUCACGUCUGACAAUGAAGUUGAAAUGUACCUGGAUUUCGCGUGCUGCGCCGCAGUGCCGGGUGGCGGCCGCAACAAAGAGUAUGCUCUGCAUCUGCUGCACCUCUGCAAUGGCAAUAUCCAUGAGGCAAUGCUGAAGCUGAUGCAGCCAACCCCUUCGCUGCCGGCCGGUCACCCCCUCCUCUCUUUCGAGUACACAGACAGCGAGCGGUGGAGUGCCUAUGAGAUGGAAGUCUUCCACCAGGGCCUGCUCAAGUACGACAAGGACUUCUCUUGUAUAGCACAGGAGGUCGGGUCAAAGACAGUUAAGCAAUGUGUUCAGUUCUACUAUCUAUGGAAGAAGAUUUGUGCUGAAGAUUACAAACGCUUACGAUUAAGUAGACGUAAAAAUAAGGAAACAGAUUACGACUUUGACUACAUUAAAACAGACAUUCCUGCCAGUGAUGUGGAACUGGUUUCAACAAGCUCCGAGAGCCGCCUCUUUGUAUGUGAAUACCCAGACUGUUCUGCUAGCUUCAACUCGCGUGCGGCACUGAACGGUCACAUCCGCAUCCAUGGCGGGGGCACGUGCAACCGGUGUCCGACACCCGACAGACGACAACUCGGCCACCACCCCGAGCCCAUCGACGAGUUUCCCUGCAAGAUCUGCGGGAAAGUUUUCAACAAGGUGAAAAGUCGGAGCGCGCACAUGAAGUCGCACCGACCGCCGGACGCAGAGCCAAAGAAGCCGAAGCUGGAUCCGCAUAAACUGGAAAUGGCCGAGCAGACAGUCGGUCGAGCCAUGGGCGUAACCUCAUCUAUAUCGGUGCAACGUCAUUCAUAGACAUCUAGCUGACAUAUUGUGUGUGUCCUUGUUGGUGCUCGAAACUGAUUGUUCAAAUCGCACAAAUUUGAAAAAAAACACAAAAACUCUACUAGCCUUCUCGCUCAACCUGUCCCAUGUGUACAUCUUCUUGCUUAACUAGGAAGCUUUUUGUUUCUAAGAAUACAAAUACAGAAAACUACAAAUUGGGAACCGAGAAUAAGUCUGUCACUCUCUAGUUCGACAAAUAGUGCUUCCCAAACAAUUAUUGAGCAGCAAAAUUGGGUUGAACUGGGUGCCAUCAAAUGACAGCAUUGUACCUACUCUUGAACUUAUUGGACUUGAAAAACGUCAAUAAUAAUAUUUUGUACUCUCAGCCUCGUUGAGUGAUAAAAAACUCAAUCACCGUAUAACGAGAAAUUAUAUUAAACAUCCAUAACCGUAUAGAGUGAUAAGAACACAAUCAUAGUGGGUGACGGGGUGUAAUAUGAUAUUCAUUGAAUUCUUAGCGACAGUAUCAAUUAAUAGAAAACUCAUUUUGAGUUAGCUGACUGAAACUUGAAACUGAAACUCAAACUCAAACUUGAUGAACAAUGGAAUGGAAAGUCGUAUGUUGUCUGUGAUAACUCUCAUGAGUUCACUUCAUGGCAAUACACUUCAUAGCAUUCGAGGUAAAUAUUUUGCCUAGCUCUGAGAAUCUAAAAGUUCUAGAAUACUUUGUGACUUUUUUGUCUUUCCUACCGUACUUAUUUUAUAAUAAUUGUGGAGAAUGUAUAAAAUAAUUCUCCUCGUUUUACUACCUCGUUUAUCUAGCAAAGCUAAAAAGACAUUGGAUCCAGUUAAUAAGACAAAAGAAGUAUCUCUACCGUACUAAGAAAAACAAAAUGAUUGUUUUGAAGUAAUUCCACAGUAUGUAAUCUACAAACGUAUUUUUUUCUUAGGAUUUCAGACUGUGAAAUAAUGUGCCUCUUAUCGAUCUGAACAUAUUUAUUCCAUUGAAAACAUAUUAUUCCAUAUUUAUUUCAUCUGAACAUUUUUAUUCCAUGUGUUUCCGAGUUGAAAUUUGCCUUCAUCACUCAGCACUCAUAAAACCAAGUUUGUUUGCAUUGCAUUUUUCCGGAGAGGAAAAUUCAUAGUUGAACGUUUCGUAAAUUCGUAACACAUUAAGCUUGAGCAAAGUUUCUAAAAAUAGACUAUGAGUUUCACCUUAAUCGUCGAGUUAUCAUUAAUCCUAUUUCUCUAUCUUAUUUGAAGCCCUCGAAAGAGAUAUACGUAGGCUAUAUUUGUUUAUUGUGGUACUUUAUUAACUCAUAGUUCGUUUUGUAGGCCUAUCACUGCCAAUAAAGAUCUCAUUAUCGUACCUCACUAUCAUAAGAUCAUCCUUUAAUGAUCUUAUCAGAUUUUACACCAGAUGCCACAUUUGAAUUAAAUUUUUAAUUGAUAAUUAUUAUGGAAUCAAAAUCAUUAGAGUGUCGUUUCAAAUCCUAUUGAAUUCUCAAUCCAUUGAAAUACUUCUUUAUCUGAAAUAGUUUCAUAAGUUAUUUUCCUCACUGAAAUGCCAAAUGAAAUUAACCAAUGUAGUGGAAUUACUACUACAACUUACUUUGAGUUUGCUUAAGAUAAAAUCUCAAAUUCGCCCAACUCUAAUCAAUCACAAUAUGUAGUUCAACGAACCAAUGUAAAAUAUUCUUGAAUCAAUUUGGUUUAGUGAAUAUACAAUAAUAUAUCUCUAAACCAAUUAGAUUGAAUGGUUGAUAAAGGAUGAAGAGUGAGACAAUAAUAUUUUCUGUAUUUGUAUGGUAAAACAAAUAACUCUUAUCUGGAAGUUGCAUUGUAUAUUUAGUUGAAAUUACCAGUUUCAAAUAAGUGGCAUACGAUUUGAUGGAGAGAAUAACACAGUAUUCGGCAUUCAACACAUUUAAUUCAAUUGUAUUCAAAGGGUAAUAAAUAAAAACAAAGAGUACCUUUAAUAAAAAUCUUAUUUUUGCCUUGCCGCAAUCAGAAUCUAGGAUUGAAAAUUCUUCAAACUUUGAAGAAUAAAUCUGAUGUUUGAAUGAAUAUAAGUUUUCUCUCCAGUCUAAAUAGUCUGCUCAAAACGUUUGAAAAUGGUAUCGUUGUAAUUCACCUCUACAUAAUCAUCAUAACUUUACUAGACCAGCAAUAAUAGGAUUGUAAGAUAAUUAUUCUGCUCACGUAUUUUUCAUUACUUGUCAUAGGCUACUCGUCUCAUUAAUUUUAGCCAGAUAAGAUCUCAUUACUGUUCGAUGUGUGUAUACCUAUUAUUGAACUAAAUUUGUACUUGAUAAUUCCAAGUAAUCAAUCUAUUUACAUACGACAAAAAAGACACUGAACAUAUCAAUAAUGCCCUUGCUCAUUUAAUUGAUAAUAAUUAUUAAUAUCUACACUCUGUAAUUUGAGUAUAUUAUAUGUAUGUGCGUAUUUGAAAUAAUUGAAAUAUUUGUAAUGAAUCAUACUAAUCAAAAAGAGAGGAUAAAUUUUCAAAGCUCCAACUGUGUACAAUAUUUUUAAUGAUUAUAAUAUUUUACUUACUUCUUACUUCAUAUACUAUUGAUAUCUACGAUAUUUGUAACAAAAGUAAUAAAUAUUCACAAUUUUAAUAAGAAAUUUUGAUGAACAAUCAGUUUCAAUGACAGCCAAUGAGGAUGCAUAAUAGUAAAUAUUGUUGAGUGGUGGUAAGAUAAGCUAGUUGUUUAGUGAACACUUGAUAUUUAGAAAGAAAACUAUAGAAGUUAUUUUUGCUACUAUUGUAGCGAUUAUUCCAGUGAUAUUACUCUUCAGUCCUCAUUGAAAAAGCCAAGAUAGUGCCAACCUGCAUUAUACCGACGAUCAUGUGAGGUAUUCCACAUAAUAAAAAAUAGUCUGGCUCUGUUAUUAUUGAAAUUGAUGAUCUUUUUGAUCGAUAUUUAUGGAAUAAGUGAAUAUUGAUAUUCAAUUUGGGUGUAUGGGUAUGCUUAAGGUAUAACUAUCAAGCUCUGAAAAGAUGGUUUAUAGGUACCUAUUUGUUGAAUUAUGUACAGCUUUUGUGUUUGGUGAUAUAAUUAUGAGAUGUAGAAUUUCUAUUGGUGUUUUAUGUUCAUUAAAGAAGCAUAUUCUAUGAAUUGUGUAAAAUAGUUCCAUCUUUUUUAUGUGUAUCGAUGAAUGUGUAAACUUAGUGCUUAUUCUUCGUUGUUUCGACUUCUAUGGUGAAUGGCAAAUUAAUAUGAUAUUGGAUUAGCAGUAUUACUGUGUUAUUUGUUGUUAAUAUGCAUUUCUGUGUACCCUCUAUAGUAAUUUGUGUUAUUAUUAUGUCUAGAAGUUUAAAUAAUCAGAAGAUAUUCAAACUCCUUUUCAAAUGUUAUCACGCUUAAUCUGACUGGCGUUGAGAAAUUAGUGGCUUUACUAAUAGGUUGAAAUUUGUUUGGAGAUUUUUCUGAAGCAGAGAAUUUUAUAGUAAAAACUUCAAUCAUUAUCUGAUAAAUACAAUCAGUUUUUUCAUUCUCCAAGAAGUAGGGUUCAUCCCAAUAGAAGCUCUUGCUUGAGUUCUUAUAUGUUAUUAGUGGUGUUGUGUGUUAAGUUUAUUAGAAUGAUUGGAGUAGGUACAUAAAUUGUAUUAACUUGGUCAUUUGUGUUCCAAAGAUAUAGGUACUAUACAAAUUAUUUUACAACGCCUUAAUAUGAAGUCAAUCAAACAAUAUUGUAACAAAUGAAUCAGACAUCGCUUAAUAAUUUCUGCUGUAAUUCUUUCAAUAUCAGUUGGAAUUUUAUACUACAAUAUGUAUCAUAAUUAUGCAUAAACAUUGAAACGAAAUGAAAACAUCUUGCUCAAGCAAACUAAUAAUCUUCCUAAAUUCAUCAAACAAUAAAGGUUAUUCCUCUAUCUAUAUUUAUAAAUCAAUUGAAGUAUUUUUUUAAUGAGUAAAUACAUUGAUAAUAGUUUCUUCAAAAUCAAUUUAUGUACCGAUUGAAUUCAAUAUUAGAUUUUAAUAUAAGAUUUCUGUAAUGUCAAAAUGUUUCUGAUUUUCAUUUUCCAUUAAUUAUGGGAGAAGUUGGAAAAUGGAGAAAAUUAUCAGAUUUAUAUAAAAAUUACCGUAAGCAAUAAUAUUGAUAUGGACUAGAAUGAGAAGAAUAUAGGUAGGUGAAUAGGAAUGAUUACAAAGCUCUCUUUAUUAUAUAAGACAUUCGAUUUUUGGGUUUUGUUAAUAUUACUUUCACAGGUUCUCCAACAAUAAUAGAAAUCAAUUUGUGUGUGUUUUCGUAUAAGCUGCUUGAAACACUACCUCCAUAAACUCGUGUUUUCGGAGGUAGUGCUUGAAAGCAGAGUAGAAAAGAUUUAUUAUUCUUGGGAAGUCUAUCGUUACUCAGCUGAGUUAUUAAUCAAAAGCAAACCAAACUAAGGUAUGUGCCAAUCUAAGCAAAUAGUUAUUGAUUUUUUGAGAAUAUGAUUAGGGAAUUGUAAUGAGUCAAAACAGGCAUAAUAAGCAGAGUAUUAUAAUAUUAUUAUAAUUAUAUUGUGGUUGGAUGUGGAUGCUAUGCUACUUUCCUAUUGGCCGUCGGUGGAAGUAAGUGCCUUGUAUUUGGUACUGCAGACGACACAAUGUGGAAAAGUAAAAAUUAUUAUUAUUCAUAAUGUUACUACUACGUAUGUAAGAAAGGAAAGCAAUAGACAAAAUACUGUCAAGGUAUUUAUCAUUCAUAAUAUAUAUUACAGAUGUUUGUUUUUCUAAUAAUGAAACUCGAAUAUAUAUAUAUAUAUUAUAUUACAAUGUAGAUUAUUAUACAUUUUGUCAAUGUUUGUAUUUGUAAAGAAACCAAACUUAUCGAUAGUAAAUAUCUAUUACUCUUUGAAUUGACGGUCGAUAAAUAGGAAAUCUUCUUUCUUGAACUAGGUACUGUAUAUGGAUAUAAAUAUAUUUUCAGUGAGACUAUUCUUGUUGCUGCCAGGCCACUACUCUGUGUUGUGAUAGAGUGUGAGUGUGUGAUUGAAUGUGUGUGUGUGUGUGUGUGUGUGGUGUGUGUGUGUGUGUGUGUAUGUCAGAACCCCUUCAAUAUUGAUUGACGUGUAUCAUUGGGCAGCUGACUCUAGGACACGUACGGUACUUGACAAUCCUAAAAAGCGAAAGAUUGCAUCUAACUACCCCCUAAACCCUCUCACGCCCACAGCCCACCCAUGGUCACAACAGUGUCCAGUCACGUGGUAUUUCAUGAAUAGCAAUCUUUAGUCUGUUAGUGAUAGGUAGUUGAAAUUGAAAUUGAAUCGUCAUGAGAUAACGAUAAUAUAUUUUAUGUUGAUUGUUGUGUGAUUGAGCACGCCUGGUCCGGUUCAAUAUCUGUUAAUAGAUGAAUUUGUUAGUGUAGCUGACCUCAUUGUCAGUUGACUUUUGUGUUUAUUGUUAAUGUAAUUUCAGGUGCUAAAGUCACUUUUUAAUUAUUGUUAAGGAUUAAUAAUGAUUAACGAUCAUGGGAAUAAUAUUAAUAAAACUAUUCGUUGUGUGCAUCCAUGUGUAAAAACCAUCUAAUUUUAGUUGUUACCAUGUUUUGAACUCCCUGUUAGGAUAAUAACUCAGAUUCAAUACGAGGAAACGUUUGUGAUCAACUUCGGUUUAUGAAAAAUUGUAAACACGAUAGAAGAAUAACAAUCAAUAAUUCACUUAGUGGUCUUUCAAAGAAAGAUGCAGUUUCGUAAUAAUUGCAGCCACAGUUUUUAUAAGAUGAUGAUAAUAUUAUAUGAUAAAGUUUGUUGUACAGUACGAAUUAAAUAUAUACUGAUAUGUUUGUUCAUCUUCUAAGAGAAGUUUGUGCCUGGAUUCUCCAUCUUGUGCCAAGUUUUCAUUUUAUUUCUAAUAAAUGAAGUUCGCUCAAUAUAUUUUUGAUCGGUGGAGAGGAAUCACGAGAAUCAUACUGUAAAUAUGAGAAUGUAUUUGAAAAAUUUGUCUGUACUUGUUGGGAAAUUUAACACUAAAAAAUGUUACUUUCCUACUAAAUACAAGUAUUUUCAAGAGAAUUAUCCUCUCCUAAGAUUAUAUCAUAAGCCCUCAACUUGUGUUUGAGUUGUUAUAUAGGAAGGAUGAUGAGCAAUGAGCAAUGAAUUAACUUACAGUUAUAUGUGAAUUCAGAACCAACGGGCUUUUGAAGCUCAGAUAGUGCUUCUGCUCUAUUAAAAAAGUUCAAUAUUCCAAACUUUGUAUUUCUUUAGGAUAAACUUGAUGAAGAUCCAAGAUCUCUAUAUCUGAAAGUCAUAAAAAUCAAAAUUAAAUAUUUCCAUAUUCAUAAAGAAAGUCAAAAGUAAUCAAUGGUAAUAACAGUUCAUUGAAUGUUUCUCAAUUUUUCCAAUUCAUUAGUAUAAUAUUAGUUGAAGCGUUGAAGCUGUCAGUGAUCAAUUUAUGAUAGCCUGAACAUUUAAAAUGUUCUCUAACAAUAAAAAGAGCACAUUUUUGUAUUGACGUUUUUCUACAACUCUUAAUAAUUUACAAACAGAAUAAUUAAAUUUUAUCGAGUAUUAUGUAGGAUGUGAGCUUAUAUUAUAAAUAUUGAAUGAAUACUAAAUUAAAUCAUAUUGAAUCAACAGAAGUACCGUUGGUGAUUCAACCUUUCAAUCCUUUACAAACUAUGCUCGUAUGACAACCAACCAACUUUUGUUUCUACAUUCUCAAUUCACGCUUCUCGUGAACCUUUCCACUGAUAGAUUUUCAUAAUUCAAUGUAUUAUUAAUACUGUUUGAAUUAAUCAUUCAGUUGAAUAAUAUCAAAUUGCAUACGUAAAUAGACUAUUGUGUAGAAGUGAAAAAGAAAAACGAUCUGAACUUUUAAGCAAGUUAUAAGGCCUAACCAUUGAGUAUUCGGUUUGUUUUAGAACUAUCUUUUGCAAAGAUUGGAUAUUAAUUGAUAUUAAAAUGGAUCUCCUUUUUGAUAUAAAAAAUAUUUCCCAUUCAUUGAAACAAAGUGCGCAUAGCCUAAUUAUUUAAUCAAAUCGACGAUGACUAUUAAAGUAAUAAAAGUGCCAAUAUCUCUCUCUCUCUUUACUAUCAUAGCUGUGCUUGAUUUCUUUUGCAAUUUUCUUAGUAAUAUUGUAAUGAAUAAGAUUAAUGUUUUCAUUUAAGGUGUAUGAAUAUAGAGUAAAUGUUUUCAUAUAUAUUUGUCAUUGAUGCUUAUUAUUCAUCGCUCGUGACGAAAACUGCUAAAAACGUUUUCAUUGCGUAGAUAUUAAUAAUAAUUAUUGUAACAUUAUCAUAAAACUACAUCUUUGAUUUCCAGUUCACUAUUGCAAGUUUUAUCUAGCUUCUUUUACUUUAUCUGUUUGACUGUUGUUUAUAUUAUAAUAAUAUUUGUAAUAAUAACUAAUGUCUCAUCAUAUAAUGUUCAGAAAAAAUAUCGAACUCAUAAUUUUUUAUGGCGAUUUAAUAAAUCAGUAAUUGAAAUUGUAUAGGGGAAAUAAGUGUGUUUUUUAUUAGUAUAACUAUAUUCAGCAUAUUAUAAUUCUCAUAUAAAAAUAUAUUGUUAUAUUUUAUAGCAAUCACUAUGAUUAUUAAUUGAUUGAUGAAAGUUUUAUUUACAUCUGAUCGUAAAACAUUCCAUUUCACCAUAAAUAUUGUAAAUCUUUCUAUUUUAAAUUUUUUUAUAACUCAAUAUCUAUUAUCAGUUAAAAAUCGAUAAAUAAUAUUUCAAACUUUAAUAUUCUUCUAUCUUGUUAUUUUUUGUCUCCUGAGAAGAUUACUUUUUGAAAAUUUGAAAUCAAUUGAUUAUUUUAUUGAAGUAGGCCUACUAUGUUAAUUAAGAAUCUUGAAUUUAUUAAUUAAAUAAUAUCCCUCAUGAUUCUGCCACUCACAUUUUAUUCUUGUCAGGAAAAAAAGAAAGAAAAUUGAUGAGUUUUCUAAUGAUCAGUAUAGGUUUUGGGAAUUGGAAUUAUUUAUUAGCCUAUCAAAAAAUCCCAAUUAAGAGGAGAUAUUUGGAAAUCAAUUUGUUCUCUACCACUUCUAUUUUCACAGCUACUGAUACAUAUUUUUUCUGGACGCUAUUUUUUGUUUCUUACAAUCUAUUUCUCACUUCAUACGAUUUGUAUUAUAGCAUGAUAAAUUCAUGAUUUUACAAUCGAGUUGGAGAAUAUUAUACACAAGGGUGAGUCUGAGGAAAAUAUUGAUUUUUGGUGUGUUUUCCAAAUAAUUUUCAAUACAAUGGCUAAUAUGCAACUUAAUGUUCCAGUAGCCUAUAUCGUUAUAAUUGAACCUCUUAUUAUCAUAAAUUAAUGGUAUUAAGUAGCCUACUUUAAUUUUAUUUUACCCGUAAUCUUCGCAUCAUGUUUUUUAUAGUCGACUAGAUCAUUAUUAUAAAAAUGCGUGUUCAUUUUAGCAUUCAUUGAUUGAAUGAAUGAAUGAAUUUUUGACCGAGCGAAGUGAGGUCUAAGAUUCAAGUCGACGGUUUGGCAUUUCUCUUAAUGUUUAAAUGUUUAUAUGUUGCGCAUUUACGGUGAAACGCGAUAAUUGAUUUUCAUGAAAUUUGACAGGUAUGUUCCUUUUUUAAUUGCGCGUCGACGUAUAUACAAGGUUUUUGGAAUUUUUGCAUUUCAAGGAUAAUAUAAAAGGAAAAAGGAGCCUCCUUCAUCACUACCUCCGUAAACAAAGCCGUAGUGCAUUCGUGUGACGUCAGCACAAAUAGGGCUCCUACACCAAUAAAAACACUAGCUGAUAUAGAUCAGCUGAAAUCAACGAAUUUUUACUUUCCUUGCCCUAUUACCAUAGGUAAGGAAAGUAUUGCUUUCCGGAAAAAUUAAGGUACCCCAAUUUCUAAAUUUUUAUACAUUUCAAGGUCCCCUGAGUCCAAAAAAGUGUUUUGGGAAUUGGUCUGUAUGUGUGUGUGUGUGUGUGUGUGUGUGUUGUGUGUGUGUGUGUGUGUACACGAUAUCUUAUCUCCCAAUCAAUGGAAUGAAUUGAAAUUUGGAACGUAACAAUAUAAGGAUCCGACACGAACAAUUUCGAUCAAAUGCGAUACAAGAUGGCGGCUAAAAUGGCGAAAAUGUUGUCAAAAACAGGGUUUUUCGCGAUUUUCUCGAAAACGGCUCCAACGAUUUUGAUUAAAGUUAUACCUGAAAUAGUCAUCGAUAAGCUCUAUCAACUGCCACAAGUCCCAUAUCUGUAAAAAUUUCAGGAGCUCCGCCCCAUCUAUGCAAAGUUUGAUUUUAGAUUCUCAAUUAUCAGGCUUCAGAUACAAUUUAAACAAAAAAAUUCGAAUGGGAAAGAUUGAACAUGAGAAUCUCUACAAUUAAUGUUCAGCAACAUUUCCACCUAAAAUUAAAAAUAAGCUCGAAAUUCGAGAAAAUGUGAUUAUCCACUUGCAAACUGUUGGCAACUGUUGAUUCUAUUAAAUGAUACACUAUGAAGAGAUUGCAGACCUCGUGGGUCUCCAGCGUUAUUGCCCUGUCAUCAGCUGGAUCAAAUCUUUGAAUAGUACAUUUUUGAUGCGCGGGAACACUAGCGUCAGGUGAUCAAUUUUCAUAACGGCAAGGAAAGUUGUGUGAGUGUACCACACCAGAUUUUUAUUGUUGUAGGAGCCCUACCUGUGCUGACGUCACUCGAAUACACUAAGGCUUUGUUUACGGAGGUAGUGCCUUCAUACGCCAAUAUUAGAGUAAAAAUCAGACUAUAGAAAAUUAUACAUCAUAAAUCAGCUGACAAGUGAUUACACAGAUUUGUGUGGAGAAGCCAGUCUAUUGCUGUAUUUCCAUAAGGUCUACAGUUUCAAUCAGGUACUUGUGGAUGAGAAUACUGCGUGAGAUCUACUGUUCACAGAACUACUAGUCACAUUGCUCUGCUGCUUCAAAAUAUGUUUGAAGCAUUUUGGUAUCUUUAGAGAACAAAUUGAGCUUUCAUAUACUA
This is a messenger RNA of Nilaparvata lugens (brown planthopper), 13690 nucleotides long. RefSeq names its product mucin-5AC. Gene Ontology annotation, cellular component: histone deacetylase complex; transcription regulator complex. Gene Ontology annotation, molecular function: transcription corepressor activity. The record is from RefSeq and is a predicted model, not a curated record. Lineage: Eukaryota; Metazoa; Arthropoda; Insecta; Hemiptera; Delphacidae. The transcript is spliced from 17 exons. Gene Ontology annotation, biological process: negative regulation of DNA-templated transcription; regulation of transcription by RNA polymerase II. Bases 16 to 3846 code for a protein of 1276 amino acids.